This is a messenger RNA of Helianthus annuus (common sunflower), 1376 nucleotides long. RefSeq names its product protein ATAF2-like. NCBI's taxonomy places the organism in Eukaryota, Viridiplantae, Streptophyta, Magnoliopsida, Asterales, Asteraceae. Gene Ontology annotation, biological process: regulation of DNA-templated transcription. The transcript is spliced from 2 exons. The record is from RefSeq and is a predicted model, not a curated record. Gene Ontology annotation, molecular function: DNA binding. The coding region runs from base 698 to 1078 and encodes 126 amino acids.
ACCACUUGAGUCCAAAAGCAAAAAGUUUAACGACCUAAGUCUCUAUAAGCAUUUUCUUUAACCAUUUGAGUCCAAAUUUCUAACACCAUCCACCAAGUUUGUUAACUAUAAGGGCAAUUUAGUCAUUUACACACAAAGUACAACUCUUAUAUGCAGAAGAGUAUAAGAAACAAGUUUCUAAUGCAUAACUAUUUUAAUAUUAUAUAAAAUAAAUUAUAUAUAAUGUUAUAUAGACCUGCACUAGAUCAGACCUGUCAUUCCUUCUCUCUCUCUCUCAUCAAGACCCUUACCAUCACCGUUAACACUACCGCACCACCAUCCCCACCGCACCUCCACCACUAUCACCACCUUCCGUUGACCGUCAACCACCACUGACACCGCCUGCAAACCGCACCGUCAACCACCACUGUCAACCACCGCCUGCAUACGAGACCACCAUGUCUCCGUCGCCUCUCCCUUAAAAAUAAAUAAAGUCAUUUUUUUAAUCUUGAUUACUGAAUCUUGAAAUAAUAAUUAUAACCCAUAUGAAAAAUCUUUAAAAAAAUCUACACUUUUCUUUCAACCCGUGUCGUCAAACCCUUCCCAUAUAAAUAUACACACAGCAUCCGAUUCGUUAGAAAAACACAUACAAACUCCAUUCAAGAAGAUCAAUUUAAGCAAACCCAUUUGGUAAUUUGUGUGUUUGUGUUUGUAAGAAAUGGAUAAUAACAUCAGUUGUCAGAUGAAAAUUGAAACAGGGGAAGCAGGUUAUGUGCUUGAAGAUGUGCCUCACUUGACUGAUUACAUCCCUGAUCUCCCUGCGUUAUAUGGAGAAAAGGAGUGGUACUUCUUCUCACCUAGAGACAGGAAAUAUCCGAACGGAUCACGACCAAACAGAGCUGCCGGAACUGGUUAUUGGAAGGCUACUGGAGCCGAUAAACCAAUAGGAAAACCAAAAGCAGUUGGGAUCAAGAAGGCAUUGGUGUUCUAUGCUGGAAAAGCUCCGCGAGGGGUGAAAACGAAUUGGAUAAUGCACGAAUAUCGCCUUGCUAAUGUCGAUCGAUCAGCUGGCAAACGGAACAACAAUCUUAGGGUAUGAAUGGUUUUGAAUGAAAGCUCGAAGAAGAUGAUGAUUUAAUGAAGAAGAUGAAGUGAAAAAUUAAGGAUUUAGCGUUUUAUUUAUAUUUACAUUUUAGGGGGAGGUAAAAUGACCAAUUUAGACAUCAUGUGCUUCCCAUGUGACCAAGAAAUUAACCUAAGUUGGGGUUUGGUUAGAUUUAGGGGCCAAAACGGUUAGUUAUACGGACCAUGGGGGCAGAUCUGUUAAAAAAUCUUAUUUUGGGCCAAUAUAGUAAAACUGAUAUAACCACAGGGGCCAAAAACGUAAUUUACUCUAA